CAGACAGACGGGCAGGCGGGGAGAGAGAGAGAGAGGGAGCGGGAGCCUCGCUGCCUCUCUCCACCCCCGCUGUGUGGCCGACAGCAGGCUGAAGACACAUAAAGACAACAAGAAAACACAAUCUUUAUCCGACCUACCGGUUUGGUGUGGGAUUACCUCUAUGUUAUAUGCCUGCAGGUUUGGUGUAAGGUUCAGUUGAUAGGAGAAAAAUGGAUCGUAUCACGCAGGAAGAUAUCAGGCCACAAACUGAGAGAGAGCUUACUUCACCACUCUCCCCCAAACGACCGAGGACAGAUUCAGAUUGUACACUGACUACUAACCACAGCGGUAAAAGCAGGUUGGACUUUCCAGAGCUUGUGAGAUUUCGGAAACCCAUCGGCUUCCCAUCACUAACAAGCAAUUUGAAGCACCUUGUGUGUGUAGCAGAAUCUGGAGUUAUCCAAGAUGUGCAACAUGACGCUAAAUUAAUUCUCAACCCUAUUACGAAGUUGACUACUCCACACGGUGACGGUGCACACACAGGAUCAUCUAAAACCUGUUUUAUCUCCGCUGAGAGACGCUUCCUACCUCUGGUUGAAGAUGAGCAGCCCCCAGUCACUGAAAGUGACAAGCUGAGCUCAAACCCAGUAGAUGAUGCAGUAGACGAUGAUACUGAAACUUCAGAAGACACCAGCGCUGACCCGUCCAGUCAUCCUGAUUGCAAAUGGCUCAGGGAAUCACUUGAAGCCAACCCCCCUGGUGGUUGCAAUUCUUCCAUUGGAAAUGGCGAAGACGAGAGACAAGAGCUAGAUAGUGUCAGUCAAAUCCAAGUAUUCACACAUAAUUCAGGUGAUGAGGAGGUCCGAUGUCAGUCUGAUUGCACUUGUGAAGGUACACUUCAUGACACAGGUUUCUGUGAUACAUGGAGCCAAUCUGGUGAAGUUGAAAAGAGUAAUCAGAUGGAGAACGGGCAUGAUUUUCGUGAGAACAGACCUUUCGGCAGAGAAAAGGAAGAGCGUGACAAUCCCAUGUCUUCCAGUGAUUAUGCAGACACGAAAUCAUUCUUCUCAAACCCUGAAGAGGAUCCCACUGGGAACCUGGCAGAAGGUGUAAAAAAUGAGGGGAAAAUAUUAGAAUUGCAGAUAUGUGAAAAUGAAAAUGUUGCCUUCUGUGAUGGGGAAACAAAGGGCCAAGUUAAUGAGAACAGCCUCAGCAAAAACUCCAUCCCUUCUGCUGCUGAAUGUGCCGAGGGAUCAGUUGUUUCAUAUGAUGUGGUAUUAGACAGAAAUAUUGCAACUGAGACUGUGAGUCUUGACGCUGAUGACUUCUGUGGGGUAAAAGAAGAUCAUGCUGCUGGCAAGAUGAUAGCCACAGCUCAGAGUGAAACAGCUGAUCACACAACAGAGACUCCAAUGCCGGCAAGAAUCAGUCAAGAGCCUGCUGAAGGAGAUAAUGAUGUAGGGCCUUUCAGUGUAAUUGACCCCACAAUCUGGAGUGAAAUUGACAGGGAGGCCGGAGAGAAACGCUGUAACUCAGAGAGCUCUGCAGGUGCAAAAUUAUCUCCAUCAGUAAAAGUCUGUGAGAUGGAAAUCCCUCUUCCACUCUGUUCAGGCGUCGGGCCGUCACAGGAGGCUUCAGCUCCAGACCAGACCUGGCAGUUUAAUCACCAAAACAGAACACAGCAGUGCACAGAUGAAGAAGAGGACUAUGCAGAACAACAGACUUGUGCCGUCACCACGAACGAAAAACACAACGAGACUGGUAAUGAAGGCGGCUGUCUGUGGAAAUCCAGCCCCAGCAGCAGUCCAGACCCUCCUCCUGCUGGGGAUGGAAGACAAGAAAGUCACAAUACUGUGGGACAUCAGUUAAAGGAGCAGGAUCAGUCUGGCUGUUUUCCUGUCAGUCUUGACACCCUGAAGACACAGGAGGUUGAAUAUGUAAUGACUGAAAUUUCUAGAAUGGACGCUGCAACUGAGAUUAAAGAGAGAGAAGAAAUAAGAACUGAUGAACACGGGAAGUCAGAAAACUUGGUGGACUUAGAGGAAUCAGCUGAUGUGUGCAUGGACUGGACAGAGGGUGAAACAAGUGAAUAUGGUGACAAAUCAGCACAUGAGGAAUUUGGAAGUAACCUUGAAUGCUUGUCUGAUCACGCAUACAGUGCUCUGAUUCAAACGAUGGAAGGGACAAAAGGGAGAAAGGAAGGAAAAGAAGAGGCAAGUGUUGGAGAAAGAACUGAUGGGCAAUGUGGCUCUGAGAUAUCUGUGGUUUCAGACAACGGUCGUCAACAACGAGGUGAACAGAGAGGAGACAUGACUGAGGCGUCACCUGAUGACUGUGUCAGAGAAUGGACAGAGGGCAACAUGAGUAACUGUGGAAACAAAUUAACCUCAGUUAGUCAACAUGAACCAGCAGACAAGCUCAGUUGUUUCUCUGAUCACCGACACAAAGCCGAGACAUUCAUGGUCGUCUCUUCCCCUGCAACUAGUGAUGCAGUUGUGCCAGGUCCGCAUGAAUUAAUCCCUUCGCAAAGCGCUGACAGCAGCCCCACAGCCCUAAAUGGUCAUGACAGAUUUUCCUCAGUACCAUCUGCCUUCACUUUCUGUGACCGUGUGCCAGAGGGGUUUGACACUUUCGAAAAGAUCCAGCUCUCACUGGAUGAUGAUGACGAUGAUGACGCUUACCCGAGUACCAGCCCUCUCAUCAGCAGCCUGCCCAGGCAGCUGUUGAAAUCACCCCAGCCACAACUUCAGCACUCCAUGCCAGAGGCAGAGAGCAAUGAGCACGAGGAGGCACCAGAAGAGGUGGGCGAGGGUGAGGAGGAAGUGGAAGGUUUCCAGUGUCACACUGAGAACAUGGCAAAUGGAUUUUUAAGCAGUGAUUACAGUUGCAAUGAACUCCCAAACUUUAUCUCAGCAGCAGAUGUUACUGCUUUCGAAUGGCCGGAGCAACAGCCCAACAGUGAAUCAACCUGUAAUUUCACUGAGUGCUUCCAGGAUGAGUCAAAGCUGCACUCGAUGUCCUCCACCAUUUCCUCUGAGAGCGAAAGUCCAGCCUCGGAUGUGAACCACCAAACUCGUUUUGAGAUGAAAAAACAUUUCGACAUGGUCUUAAAAGAGCUGAACUUGUAUUUUGAUAUCAGUAUGAGUGAUUUUGCGAGCGACAGUAAAGCGGCAGCACCUCAGCAGCGUAGUGAUGUAACUGAAUUCUCGGAGGACGACACUUCAAACUGCAAAGAACAGCUCAGCAGCCCAGGAGUGGGAUGCCACAUAUCAUCAGAUGAUGCUGAUGAAGAAAGCUGCCUGGACAUGUGCGGAGGUGGUCCAGUGGUUUCUUGCACCGCUGACUGCCGUGAUGGCGAGCAGGAGGUGCCGGUUGGCAGCCAUCUGUACCAGGAAGCAUCCAUGUAUACUGCAGAGAAACACAAAGAGCUCCAGGAGACGGAGCAGAAAAGGAAAAUGUGGUCUCCGUCCUUCAUAUGUCGACCAUCCUUGGAACAACUGAGCCACAGGCCACCAGAGCUGCACAGGAGACUGGAGCCUCUGAGAACGUGCACACGGCCGAUCCGGGUUGGGCUUUCAAAGAGAGCCAGGACCAAACAACUACACCAUCCUCACCCCUACAAAUGAACACCAUAACCUCGGCCAGGUGAUGUCCACAAGUCUUAAAGAAGCUCUUAAAGAGGACAUGAGUCGUGAAACUUGAUCGAUUCGUUCAUGUUCACUUUAAAAGCCGUCUUUGUUGCCAUGUUAUUCUCCGAGUUGCAGUUCAUGAUUGUUUUGUGCGUUCACUCGUUUGGUUUUUGUGAGCAGUUCCCGUCUCCCGUAUAUUUUAAAUGUCUUUUACUCAGCGAAGGUUGAAUCCACAAAAUGUCUCAUAAACACAUCGACCUGCAUCAUCUCAUGGGAGGUUUCCAUAUGAUCACAGUAGAUGAAAGUGCCUUGCCCACGGACACCCUGACAGUAAUUGCUGAUAAAAGAAAACUUACUUCCUGUCCACAUUUGAUCUGAAAGAUAUAUAACCCUAUAUUUGUUUAUUUAUUUAUGUAUUUGCUUGUUUGCUUCCCUGAUUGUGGUUUAGAAAAUGGUCUUAUUUAUAUACUCAGAAGUUUAUAGUAAUAUAUUAAUAUAACUACACAGUAAUACAACUAUAUUAUUGUUUUGUUUUAAAUACAUUGAUGUUUUAUUGAGCGUUGUUCCAUAUUUGGCCCUGGUGUGUUUCACUGUAGGUGUAUUGAUGCAUGCUUAGUGUUCCUGUUCUGUGUGGGUGUUUUUUCAGUAAAUGAGUAUCUUCACUUACUGUUGUGUUCACAUGUGCAGUAUGCAACAUAUCCUUGAGCAGUUCUGUGGGAGGUUAGCUGGAGUUGAAUUAUAAAACAGCCACUGAUUUAAUCUAAUAAAUGCAUAUCAAAUGUGUUUUUCAUGUAUGUACGUCUACAUGACGGAACCUUUAGGCAAAACAUAGUUCAGUGCCUGUUAUUUUGACAAACAAGAACAUUUUCGUACUUUCUGUUCCAUCACUUAGGAAACCCUGUGAUACUUCUGUAUUCUGUGUGUGUGUGUGUGUGACUGGUUUUUAUGUGAACUGUGGGCCGUCUUCCCCAGUACAACUUGAAUAUUAAAGACAUGGUUUAUAACUCA
Acanthopagrus latus (yellowfin seabream) is the source of this 4616-nucleotide messenger RNA. RefSeq lists its product as uncharacterized. The transcript is spliced from 6 exons. Lineage: Eukaryota; Metazoa; Chordata; Actinopteri; Spariformes; Sparidae. Bases 210 to 3605 code for a protein of 1131 amino acids. The record is from RefSeq and is a predicted model, not a curated record.